This is a messenger RNA of Mus caroli (Ryukyu mouse), 1290 nucleotides long. It is a transcript of the gene Anxa10, whose product is annotated as annexin A10. Gene Ontology annotation, molecular function: phosphatidylserine binding; calcium-dependent phospholipid binding; calcium ion binding. Gene Ontology annotation, cellular component: vesicle membrane; nucleus; cytoplasm. The record is from RefSeq and is a predicted model, not a curated record. NCBI's taxonomy places the organism in Eukaryota, Metazoa, Chordata, Mammalia, Rodentia, Muridae.
AGCCAUUCUGGCCUCAUAGGGAACAACUCUGAAGCAAGACCUUUACUGAAAUCCUGGUGAUCUACCCUGGUUACUUCCUCUCUUGAAAAUGUUUUGCGGGGAAUACGUCCAAGGAACCAUCUUCCCAGCUCCAAAUUUCAAUCCCAUGAUGGAUGCCCAAAUGCUAGGCGGAGCACUCCAAGGAUUUGACUGCAACAAAGACAUGCUGAUUGACAUCCUAACACAACGCAGCAAUGCACAGCGGCAGAUGAUAGCUGGGACCUAUCAGAGCAUGUAUGGCCGGGACCUGAUUUCAGUCCUGAAGGAACAACUUUCAUCUCACUUCAAAGAAGUGAUGGUGGGCCUGAUGUAUCCUCCACCAUCUUAUGAUGCUCAUGAGCUCUGGCAUGCCAUGAAGGGAGCAGGAACUGAUGAGAAUUGCCUCAUUGAAAUAUUAGCUUCAAGAACAAAUGGGGAGAUUUUCCAGAUGCGAGAAGCCUACUGUUUACAGUACAGCAAUAACCUUCAAGAGGACAUUUACUCAGAAACCUCAGGACACUUCAGGGAUACUCUCAUGAACUUGGUCCAGGCAAACAGGGAGGAAGGAUAUUCUGAUCCUGCAAUGGCUGCUCAGGAUGCAAUGGUGCUGUGGGAAGCCUGCCAACAGAAGACUGGGGAACAUAAAACCAUGAUGCAGAUGAUCCUGUGCAACAAGAGCUACCCACAACUUUGGCUGGUCUUCCAGGAAUUUCAAAAUAUUUCUGGCCAAGACCUGGUGGAUGCCAUCAAUGACUGUUACGAUGGUUAUUUCCAGGAGCUGCUGGUUGCUAUUGUUCGUUGUGUCCAGGACAAACCAAGCUAUUUUGCUUAUAAAUUAUACAGGGCAAUCCAUGAUUUUGGCUUCCAUAACAAAACUGUCAUCAGGAUUCUCAUCGCCAGAAGUGAGAUAGACCUAAUGACCAUAAGGAGACGUUACAAAGAGAGAUUUGGAAAAUCCCUCUUUCAUGAUAUCAAAAAUUUUGCUUCAGGGCACUAUGAGAAAGCACUACUUGCCAUCUGUGCUGGUGAUGUGGAAGACUACUGAAAAGAGGGAGGGUUUGAAGGUGAUGUGAUCUUCUUUAUAGACACCUGACAUAGACUGCUGAACUCGUGCUGUAUUCACACUGAAACAGAACUAUAAAAUCAAAUUUUUCUUCUAUCUCUACAAUUAUUCUGAGACAAAAAUCUCUCCUGUUAGAAAUGUGUAAUCCUGGAUUUGUAGCCCUUAUUCAAUUAGUAAUCAAUUAAACUGUAUAUGGUAGACUAAGAAAA